Phodopus roborovskii (desert hamster) is the source of this 606-nucleotide messenger RNA. It is a transcript of the gene Rnf7, whose product is annotated as ring finger protein 7. Gene Ontology annotation, cellular component: Cul5-RING ubiquitin ligase complex; nucleus. The record is from RefSeq and is a predicted model, not a curated record. Gene Ontology annotation, molecular function: cullin family protein binding; ubiquitin protein ligase activity; zinc ion binding. Gene Ontology annotation, biological process: ubiquitin-dependent protein catabolic process; protein ubiquitination. Lineage: Eukaryota; Metazoa; Chordata; Mammalia; Rodentia; Cricetidae. The transcript is spliced from 3 exons. The coding region runs from base 57 to 398 and encodes 113 amino acids.
CGCCAUACCUCCCGCCUCCACGCCCAACGUCCGCGUCGCCGUUCUGCGCCGCCGCCAUGGCCGACGUGGAGGACGGCGAGGAUCCCUGCGUCUUGUCCUCACACUCCGCGACUGCAGGCCCCAAGUCGGGAGCCGACAAGAUGUUCUCCCUCAAGAAGUGGAACGCGGUAGCCAUGUGGAGCUGGGACGUUGAGUGCGAUACCUGCGCCAUCUGCAGGGUCCAGGUGAUGGAUGCGUGCCUCAGAUGUCAAGCAGAAAACAAACAAGAGGACUGUGUUGUGGUCUGGGGAGAAUGUAACCAUUCCUUUCACAACUGCUGCAUGUCCCUGUGGGUGAAACAGAACAAUCGCUGUCCUCUGUGCCAGCAGGACUGGGUGGUCCAGAGGAUCGGCAAAUGAGGCGGUAGAUGCUUUCCUGCUGUGGUCCUGACCCUGGAUGAUCUUGCUGUCAAGUUCUCAGACAAAGGUUAGAACGCUCCAGCGGAUGUCUUCAGAUGGAAAGGGUGCAGUCUCUGAGACUCAUCCAGGGCAUGGUUUAGCAUUUUGUCAGUUUAAUUUUGAGAAGUUGUCUACAAGAAAGAUAAUUUAUUAAAAACGGCCUUUCCUA